This is a messenger RNA of Perca flavescens (yellow perch), 2983 nucleotides long. Its product is annotated as transmembrane protein 106C. The coding region runs from base 405 to 1226 and encodes 273 amino acids. NCBI's taxonomy places the organism in Eukaryota, Metazoa, Chordata, Actinopteri, Perciformes, Percidae. The record is from RefSeq and is a predicted model, not a curated record. The transcript has 8 exons.
GCAUAUUAGAGUGUGGACUAGCCUACAGCGAGGAGGGCAGAAAAAGGUCAUUUGGUUUAUGUUUUAUGAGACGGACAUUGAGGAAGAGUAAAUCCAGAGGGUGGCAGUAAUGCAACUUUAAGGAUGAUAACUGCCGUCAAAGCUCAAAGACGAAGAAGAAAAAGAGGGUACGCACUUUUGCUAUGACAAAUCCUUGGUACGCUUGCGAUAUGUCUAUGGGUACGCACGGCAUUUGAAGGCAACACAACAUGAACGUAAACUUCGAUCGGUGUGACAGAAAGUAGAGUGUGCGCUGGUGUAAAUCCGACUUGGGGAUGGCAACGUUGAGUCGUUUGGUCUAAAAGACCGGCGGGCAGUAGUCAGUUCGGUGGAAACUCUGGCUUGACCAGGCGAGUUGAGCCGACAUGGGGACACUGUGGUCUCGUAGCGACAGCAGCCUGUCGCUCCUCCCGGAGAGGCAGAGGUCCGAGCGGCGAGGAGAGGACAGAGAUUCCGACAACGACUCUUUGGAUGGGUUCGUCAGACGGGAGGACAUAGCUCAGUUCCCCUACGUGGAGUUCACCGGCAAGGAUAGCAUAACGUGUCCAACAUGCCAAGGCACUGGACGAAUACCCUCAGAACAAGUGAAUGAACUGGUUGCAUUGAUCCCAUACAGCGACCAAAGGCUGCGACCCCAAAGGACGAAGCUGUAUGUGGUCCUGUCAAUUGUGUUGUGCCUCCUGGCGUCGUCGCUCGUGGCCUUCUUCCUCUUCCCUCGCUCCGUGGUUGUGGUGGAUGAUGGGAUACACUCAGUGACUGUGCACUUUGACCGCUCCAACAUGAAGGUCCUAAUGAACAUGACGAGCACUCUGAACCUCAGCAACCCAAACUUCUUCUCGGUGCUGGUGCAGAGUGUGAACUGCCAGGUCCUUUACAUGAAGACUGUGAUUGGAACUCAGCAGCUUGACAACGUCACCACCAUCCUGCCGCUCAGUCAGAUACAGGUGAACUACACCGUCAGCGUGGCGAUUGGUGGCAGCGCGCCCUACGUCUAUGCCUUCUGCACCAUGCCCAGCAUUAAGGUGCACAACAUUGUCGUAUAUAUGCAAACCGCGGUGAAAACCUCAAACAUGGUGCGAACAUCCCAGAACAGCCUGGAGGCCUAUCGCUACAUAGACUGUGGUUCCAACACCACAUGGCACCGCCACCACUCAGCCACGUCCCGUCUCAACCUCCCUCUGCUGUGACCGAGCGAGCGAGUGGAACGGUCCCGGAAACAGGCGGCUCACUUCUCUGGAGGAGGUUGGGAGAUGUCGGUUGCACACUCCAGGAUGGAUUUUGCAGACAUAACCACCAGCAGCAAAAUACCAAACGGUGCUUUCUUCUAAGCUCGCACAGAAUAAAUAACAUCAAGACAGGAAACGGGGCUGCGGCGAGCUAUUUUUCUUUUUUUUUUCUUUUAACUGAACGUGGGUUUUUCAUCGGACAGCACAGAGGCAACAGAUAUAGGUUUCGUUGGCGGUUGCCGUCAGGCGUAGAUAUCUCUUCCCCUAGCAGCUCCUUGAGGUUUUAACUUGCAUUCGUGGGGGCUAAAGAUCGCCUGAACUCAUCGUGUCUAGAAACACGUUGGAAAAGGCAGUUCUGCUAUUUUAAACUUGCCGACAGAUUGUGUCACAUGCUCUGCUGGUUGAAAAUGGAGCGACAAGUUGAACGAGUCGUUGCCAACGAGCACUCUGUGGCCCUGUUUCGGAAGCAGGCGGAAUGUCAAGAAAGCUCUUAUUCUUUCAGGGGAAUGGCCGGCAUUCCAAGCUGACAAUGACGUGCCAGGGAUUUUUUUUUCUCAGUUUUUUUGCUAUAGCUUUAAUUAACAGAGCUCGGUCUGUGUCUGCUGCUGUCGUAACAUCAGGAGAGCAUUCGCAAAUGACUUUUUUUUUGUUUUGGAUUUGUAACACUGUUGGACUGAAGACUGCUGACUUUUUUUCUUUAAAAAAGAAAACGGAAGUGGGGGAGGAGCUGGCCUGCUGUUUUCUAUUUUAGAUUUAAUGCGACCACAGAAGGGAUAAUUCAACGAGUUUCAGUUUUUGCACAAUGGAAACGGACAUCUAGUUAAACCUAUUGCUUUCGCUGCGUUAAAAUUAAAUUGAAAAUAUAAUUUACACAUUUAACAUAUCACAGAGGUUUUUAAAUUAAUUGAGUUAGUUUUUUGGUACCUCUCAUCACAGCAAGUCUAAGCACACUGAUUUUAGAGUCAGCGUAAACAUCAUGUGUCAUAGAGAGAAAUACUGCUCUCAGACUACGUUUUCUUUGAAGUAUUAAUGAUGCUCGUGUUUAUAUUAACUAGGUUACCACGGAGUGAGAUCAUAAAUAUUUUUUUACCAUUUACACUCCUAAAUUAAGCUAAGCUACUGAAAGAGGAACAUAAUAUGUGCUGUUGAACAUCUGUAUACAGUAUCCUCUCCACCAUGGCCUUAAAAAUCCAGAUGUGCAACAGCAUUUGAACAUCAAGGCUGAAGGCGCCUCUUUGUCGUAUCAAACAUCUCUCAUCUGCGCGGAACAUUUCAGACCAGGAAGUACAUCAUCACGGAUCUGUCAAAAAAGAAAAGACUUCUGCUACUGUAUCGGCUCUGUAUAGAUGUGCCUGUCACCUCGGGUUACAGGGUUCAAAAUGAGCUUCUUCGUCCACCAGCCAAAUGGCCUGUGAAUGUUGACAUUUUUACCAGCCACUCCAUAGAUUACCGUUGUUGUUUUUUUGGGGCUGGUGUGUAAAGCACAUCUACCAACCACUUUUAGCAGCAUUAGGCGGAUGGUGCUAAUUUUGAACCCUGCCUCGGAAACAAAAUGACCGAAAGCAAUUGUGAUUUGACUUUUAUUUUUUUUUAAACGACAGUUGUUUGUACAUUUGUGAAUGAAAGAUUUUACCAGUGUUUUUAAAGGAAUACAGUAUAUUGCCAUGCUAAAACGAUAUUAAAGGGACAUGUGAAUAAAUAAAACUAAUAACCAAUAA